AUGGUAAACACUGAGAACAAUGGUAUAGUAUUAAUAUUGAGACUACAAACGGGAGACGUGCUAGACUUGCAAGUUCACAAACAUGUCCAAAACAACAAACAACACCAAAUAGACAUAUCCUUUGGAUCCUUGCAGGCUGCACCUGCAAGGAUCCAAAGGAUCUACCAUAAUGUCAACUUUCAUGCCCACCAUUUAGCGUCUCCCACUCAAUGUGUGUCCUUCAUUCAGUUCACUGUGCACUACUCAAUGUUUCUCUCUUUAGUUCUAGUGUUUUCUCUGUAUUUUUUCAUGUCUCUCUGUGUAUCUUCUCUUCUUAGCGUCUCUCUGUUGGUAGUGGUGUGGGUGAUCUGGGGGCUUGCAUGCGGUGCAUGCCACUUGGGCUUACAUGCGGUGCAUGCCACUUUGCAUGCCACUUUCUCACAAGACUUUGAUGCAACAUAA
Messenger RNA from Suillus paluster, 441 nucleotides. RefSeq lists its product as uncharacterized. The transcript has 10 exons. The coding region runs from base 1 to 441 and encodes 146 amino acids. The record is from RefSeq and is a predicted model, not a curated record. Lineage: Eukaryota; Fungi; Basidiomycota; Agaricomycetes; Boletales; Suillaceae.